Messenger RNA from Symbiodinium natans, 405 nucleotides. NCBI's taxonomy places the organism in Eukaryota, Dinophyceae, Suessiales, Symbiodiniaceae. The record is from the annotation of a GenBank genome assembly.
AUGGGAAAGAGAAGCCGAUCCUCAAGCUCCUCUUCAUCCUCCGACUCCUCUGAGGAGGAGAAGGAUAAGAAGAAGUCGAAGAAGGAGAAGAAGAAGGACAAGGAGAAAAAGAAGAAGAAGAAGGACAAAAAGAAGAAGAAAGAAAAGAAAAAAGACAAGAAGAAGGGCAAAGAGCAAGAGGUGCCAAAGGUGCCCCUGGUGCUGCCUCGGGCCGGAUCAGCUGCCGAGGAGCGUGAACGGCUGCUGCGCAUCAGUGCGGUUCCAGUCGCCGUGCCUGGCAACACGCCAGAAGUAAACGACGCUGGGCGCUUCCAGCAAGCGAAGGCGCGUCUCGAUGCGCUUCGGUCAGCGCACCAGAAGCCUGAGAAGAGCGUGCCGUAUUCUGUUCGGAAGCCCAAUUGGUAA